UAUUCUAGUAUGCUAACUCUAACUUAUAUGUUCAGUUUUAGUUCAUGAACGAGAGCAAUCCCACCGACAUCCUCCUUGAGUCACCAGUCAACUUCAAGGAAGAUGUUUCAGUGAAUCUUCCAGAUCCUUCUUCCUCGAAACAUGGCUUCGGCCCUCCUCCAGAGGAAACGAAAAUACCCGUUUCGAAUCUGCCACCCCAACCUCGGUCUGAUGCUGCACCAGAGCAAACACUAGACGCUUCAGCUCAACACUCUGAUGCACCUAAUAAAAUACAUAUAAUUAUUGAGCAGUCUGUAGGACAGCUAGAUGAUCCACCAGAAGUAUGCAAGGUUGAUGGUAGUAUGCACGACUCUGCUGGUGACGGUGGAACUAGUAGUAAUCCUGAACCUGAAUUAAUGGACAAUUCUUUAAGAGAAAUCAUUGAGGAUGAGAAAGAAAUACUGGAUCCAGUCGAGGAAAAGCUUCUACUAUUCUUGAAGGAUUCGUCCAAAAGAGAGAUAGAAUUUGCUGGUGACAUUUCCAGUCACGAGAGAUAUUUGGUGCACAGAUUUGUGACAGAACAUGGACUUACUUGUGAGAGCACUGGUAGUAAUGCUAAUCAUAAAUUUGUGGUAAAGAAGGCAGGCGAUGAAGAGGACGAACUUGACUACGGAGCUGGCGGUGACGAUAAUGAAGAGAAGAUGGGCGAUGGUGAAGAAAAUAUACAGGAUAUGGAUGAUGUUGAAGGUGAUGUGGUCACUGAUAUUAAUGGGUCACCAAGUCAGGAAGAUGUCGUGGAGCUUUACUCAAACUUUAAGGAAGUGGAGACUGUCCAGAAUUCUGCAAAACCACCAAAUACGCAAGCGAAAAAACCAAACCAGAAUGAAAUAAAGUUUGAUGUCAAACAUGUUAAUCCACAUCUAACCUUGCGGGAUCUGAAGUUGGAACAUUUCUCUGGGUGCUACAAAAUGGACAAACCUGUCGUUUCGCAAAUUCUUCGAAAUAUUUGCGGAAGUGCAAAAAUUCCUCUUCAAAUAGUUCUAGAUGAGAAGAAAUGCGUUGGUAAUCCAGGUCCUAACAGGUGCAAGGUUUCAAUCUAUAUGAACGAUAUUCAUGUAUCCGACGGAUUUGGAAAAAAUCGUAAAGCAGCUAAAGAAUGUGCUACCCUUACUGCAAUAAAAUAUUUGCAGCACAAAGGAGUCACUUUGUGGGAUACUAUAACAUUGGAAGAUAGGUUUGUUGUUGCAAAGCCCAUUGAAGAUCUGGGAGAAGACAAAACCACAUUUAAAAGAAACUUCCAAAUAUUUAUGGAAGAAUUCAUCAUGGAUCCGAACAUAGUGCAGCUUCGAGUUAUAGGUAAAUUUCUAAAACAUGUUGCGGACGACUGGAGAAGAUCGGAAAUUAUCAGUAAAAGCAAUCAGUAUAGUCUUCGUAAAGACGUAACUAGCAAUUUUAUUCGAGUUUCCAAAACCAAUUCUCUCGUGCACAACCUUGCAGCUUAUCCUACUGAUGAGUGCAGUGGCCCCUCAGACGAUGGUUUACCUAACAAAUAUGAAGGACAGAAUAUAUCAAGUUGUGACCUCUCUCAAAAGUUCGUCGAGAACCCGCUUCUACCUUUCUCUCUGAAAGAACUAGCUAAAACGAAGUACGAUCGUCUGAACGUAAGCUCUAACCUCCGUAAUUUGCGUCCUCUUAAACUGGACCAAUACCAAGGCGUCGUCUCGAGGAAAGUUGUUGGUCAACACAAUCUUCCUGGUAUCAUAACAGAAAUAACAGAAGCUGUUGGAGUAUCAUGUGAGUUCGAUGUGAAGGGACCUUUCGCUGGAGUUCCGAGACUUCAGUGGAGAGCGUCUUUGUCAAUUAACAAAGUAUUCAUUGCUAAAGGUUUCAGCAAAACCGAAAGUAAGUCCAGAAGUGACUGCGCAAACAAUGCCUUUCAUUUCUUACUUUCUGUUGGUCUUAACCUUAUUUUCGACGAUGAGAUAAUUGAUGGACAGAUAAAAAAGGUCGAGAAAGCCGAAGUUGAAUCUUCGAGUAUUCGAGAACAGUUUUCUGUAUUCCAGGAGGAUAAGAGUUUUGUAAAAAUGAAGUUCUGUUAUAGAAUCAGUGAGACUGAAAAGGAAUUGUUCGAGGUGUUCUGUGAAAAAUAUAAUCUUACACUACUUUACGAGGGCACUGGUGAGAUAAUGGCAGUUAAAAAGAAUUCACAUCUGCACAAAAUGGAACUCAUCAUAAAAGAAGCCGAACAAACCGUUCCCUCCGUUCAGUCCGUUAUCAUAAUAUCCAAGGAAGAUCUGGCUGUAAAUUCUUCUAUUCGCUACCAUAUCCAACAGUUUGUCAAUAAUGACAGUUUGCUUGAACUUCAAUUUCCGGAAAAUUUGGAUGUAACUCAAAAGGAACUAAUCGAAGUCCUCUCGGAAAAACACAAGUUGAAGCACGAUGUUGAUGGUUUAAGUAAAAUAAUCCUCUCUAAAGAUCCUGAUGAUCUUGCUAAAGUUCUGGAAACAAAGACAGAGCCCUCAAUUUCUCAGGUUCCCGGGAAAUCAACCACAAAACGAAAGCAAAAACAAAGACAGCAACUGACUGGAGUUCCGACUAGUUUGACCCCAAAACUCAUUCAACAGAGAGGGACCAAGAGAUCGAUCAUAUCUAUUCAUGAUGAUGUUUUAAGGAAAACAUUCAGAACGGAUAACAAUUCUGGCAAACAGCGGACCAAGCCCAAUCCACGUAUACAAAAGACCAAGAGUAAUAGAAGGAGUGAGAAUCGGAGAAUUCAAAUUGGGGCAGGUAAUCCUGCUGGAAAUAGUGGGGGUAACCCUGCUAGAAAUAGUGGGGGUAACCCUGCUAGAAAUAGUGGGGGUACUGAUCGUAGAUUAAGUGAGGGCUGGAAAAACAAUGAGAGAGAAGUUGGAAGUCAAGGUGGUAGUGGAAUGGACUUUAGUUGGGUUAGUGACGUCGUGAACAGAGCUGUAAACACAGCGGUUACUGUGAACAGUGCGACAAGAACUACACUGAAUCACACAAGUAACAAUGCGGCAAACAGGAACAGCGGCGUAUCCCUCCUCCGCCCUCCUUACCUGUCUGAAGAAAGCAGCUCCACUAGCUCGUUUAACCAAUCUCUAGCAGUUUCUAACAAUCAUGCUAAGAACUGGCAAAGUCAGACCACAAAUGCGUCCCGCACACAAAUCAGAGGAUUCACAUCACUCGGUUCUCAGAAGAGAAGCACUAUACCUAGUUACUCUACUCAAAGUGUUAGUGAUCCUAGUUAUCAACAGAACACUAAUGUGAAUUAUCAAACCAAUGAGCAGGUACCGUAUUAUCCUGCCUCUUCUAUACCCUCCCAUCAUCAGACUUCAUCAGAAGACCUUUAUUCAUCAUCAUCUGGGGCUGAAUACCAAUCUCAGUAUUCAUCAUGGUUCUCCAGGGGUGGCUCAAACUGAGAAAGAUAAGCCGCUUGUUUUGCUACUGCCAUUGUAUGAAAUUAUUUACAUAAGUUGCCCUUUUGCUCAAGUUGUUUGAAUUUUGCCACAAGACAAGGGUUGUCUCUUACUUUAGGGUCUGAUCUUGCUGUAUAGUUGGUAUAAUCAGUGCAUUCAAGAAGUGUGACAUGUCUAAGGCCACUUGUUUUUAUCGCAUAAAUUAUCCCAAUUACUAUAAUUAUUACAAUAUCAUGACAAUUGUUGUUAUUCUUAAAAGGUUACUCAAUAUAUUGUAUGAUGUGCUACUGUAAUAAUCAAUUAAUUUUAUGUCGCUUUAAA
Bolinopsis microptera is the source of this 3737-nucleotide messenger RNA. RefSeq lists its product as uncharacterized. NCBI's taxonomy places the organism in Eukaryota, Metazoa, Ctenophora, Tentaculata, Lobata, Bolinopsidae. Bases 45 to 3419 code for a protein of 1124 amino acids. The record is from RefSeq and is a predicted model, not a curated record. The transcript is spliced from 4 exons. Gene Ontology annotation, molecular function: nucleic acid binding.